Ceratosolen solmsi marchali is the source of this 1554-nucleotide messenger RNA. RefSeq names its product phosphorylated adaptor for RNA export (gene Phax). Gene Ontology annotation, cellular component: nucleus. Gene Ontology annotation, biological process: snRNA export from nucleus. The transcript has 4 exons. The record is from RefSeq and is a predicted model, not a curated record. Bases 280 to 1497 code for a protein of 405 amino acids. Lineage: Eukaryota; Metazoa; Arthropoda; Insecta; Hymenoptera; Agaonidae.
UCGAAAAUUCAAUCUUGCCGGGACUCGAGCGAGGAAUAGUAGAACCAAGUACACUAGGAAUCUGAGGAGUAGAGAACUGGUUGUUGCUAAUUGCAUUGAAUUAAACUGUGCAAAAAAAUUGGCAAUAUACUGAGAACUGAGAAGGGUUAUUGUCAGACAAUAGUCUAGUGUUCAAUAUUUAAUCGAGUUUGAAUUUGUCAUAGAAUAUUUAAAGUGGAAAAAAUUAUUGCAACUAUACAUCAGCAUUUUAUAUUAAUUUAUUCACUGUAUUCCCAUUCAAUGGAGACAGAAUCUCUAGAAGUCGAAGACGGGGAAGUCGUCGAGGAUGAGUCCAUUGAUGCCUUCGAAACUUAUAAUAUUUUGCAGCGACCUCAUAGCCAUGUUCCUCCUGUACCGGAACAAACUAUAAAACUUAAAUAUAGUGAUGAAUCAGAUGCAUUAGAUGUAUCUGAUGCUUCUGAAAGUGAUUCAGACUCAGAUGCUGGUCACAGACUGACAAAAAGACCCAAAAUUAAGAUAAAACGUAAAACAUUUGGGCAACAAUCUAGAUCUAGUAAUGAUAAAUAUAAAGUUUGGUGUACACAAGUACAAGAAGAAUCAUUAACAGAAGACUUGGUUUCUUGUGGAGUUACAAAAAAUAUAUAUCACAGUCGUAAUGUGGAAAGUUAUGAUUAUACAUUAGGAUAUUCGCAUAAUAACAAAAACAGACAUGGUAAUAAUUCUUCUGAUGAAGAUCAGGAAACAGAAACAAGACUGACAAAUAAACGAACAUUUAAAGAUAGACGUAAUGUUAAAUUAAGGUUGGGUAAAAGGAGGAAAAGUCGUGAAGAAGAAGAUUAUCUAAAAGGAUCAGCUAGAAUAAUUCCUGAUUUAAUUGUCACACUAGAAUCUACUAAUGAAGAAGUAGCAGUGGAUAUUGCACAUAAAUUGUCUGAAAAGAAAGAUGAACUGAUAAAAAGGGUAGUUGAAAUUUUAGGAAAAGAACAAGCAAUUGAUUUUUUUCAAAAAACUAAAAAAAUAGAAGAAGAAGGUGGUAUGUUAAUAAUGAAUGGUUCUAGAAGAAGAACUGCUGGUGGAAUUUACCUUUAUCUUGUUAAAAAUGACGAUGACAUUCCACAGCCUAAAAUUCGAAAUAUUUUUUAUCAAGAUAAAAGGGAAAAUACAGAAAGAAAGAAAGAGACGUCACAUAGAAAACAAAAAACCCAAAAGCUUAUGAAACUUUUAGAAAACGGGUCAGACAAAGAUUUACCAGCUUUACUAACAAGAGCAGAACUUUCAACACAACAAAUUGCAGAAGAAGCACGAUUAAGAAGAGGUGAAGGAAUGGAUAGAAUUCCAAUUGAUUCAGAUCGUACAGUUUCUAAUCCACCUCCAAGUCCUGUCACAGAUGAUCCUGAUCAUUCUGAACCAUCUAAUCUAAUUCAAUCAAGACACAUUCAAGCAUAUGAAGAUGAUUUUCUUGACAUUGGAGUGGAAGUAGAUAUGGAAGUUUUUUAAAUCAUUCUAAUCAUAUUUUUUUUUGUAAUGAAAUUAAAGAUGCGUCAUUAUUUGAAG